AUGUCCAGCAUCAAGCUGCUCGCACCGCCGACCAAUAAGGGCAUCAAGACCCUCGAGAAGCUGCUCUUCAAGAGGUCGAUCGAGCUGGCAGCUCUACGAGUCGACGUGGCCACCUGUCCCAAGGUUCUGCCGGCGCUGGAAGGGAGCCUGCUCAACAUCCCCAAGCUCCGGCAUCUGAUCGAGGAUCCACAGGAUUUGGACUGGCGGGAUGCUUUGGUUUGUACUGACGCUGUGGUAUCUCUGCCAGACAUUGACAGCCUGCCCGACAAUGUCAAGCAAUUCGCACUCUCCGAGAAGGCCGAGCUCGUCACACACUCGGUCGAACUGGAUUACGACUACUGGUCUGCAGACCAGAUCCUGCGAUCGAUUCUGCCGGACGACUUGGAAGUACCCUCUGCCUUUGAGAUGGUCGGCCACAUCGCCCACCUGAAUCUUCGAGAACAGCACAUGCCCUACAAAAACAUCAUUGGACAAGUCAUCAUUGACAAACACAAGUACAUCAAAACCGUCGUCAACAAGCUGGACAGCAUCGACCACACCUUCAGAUUCUUCAAAAUGGAGGUUCUGGCUGGAGAGGACAAUUUUGUGACGGAGAUGAAAGAAGGGGGAUGCCGCUUCCAAUUUGACUAUUCCAAGGUUUACUGGAACUCUCGUCUGCAGGGCGAGCACGAGCGCUUGGUCAAGUCGUUCGGCUCGAGCGAUCUGAUCUGCGACGUCAUGGCGGGCGUGGGCCCGUUCGCCGUUCCGGCGGCCAAGACGCGCGGUGCGGUCGUCUUUGCAAACGAUCUGAACCCGGACUCUUACUCAUCGCUUGUUGGAAACGUUGGUCUCAACCGCGUUGGCCAUCUGGUCCGUCCUUACAACAUGGACGGACGGGCUUUCAUCCGCCAAUCGCUGACGUAUCUCAACGACCCGGCCGUUUGGGAGGAGUUCCGCAAGAACGUCCAGGUUAAGCGGCCGGCCCGACACCCCAAAAUUCCGCCAACCGAAGCCGAGCGAGAGGCCGAGCGACUCGCCGAGGUCCAAAAGACAAAACAGCUUCACCCGCCCGAGGGCUUCAAGAUCUUUCACCACUAUGUCAUGAAUCUCCCGGCCACCGCGAUCGAGUUCUUGGAUGCAUUCCGCGGGCUACUCCAUGGAAAGGAAAAUAUCGUCCCGGACGACAAACUUCCUAUCGUUCACGUCCACUGCUUUUCCAAGGCCGAGGAUCUGGACGCCGAUGUGAUUGAGAGGGCCGAGCAUUAUCUGGGAGCUUCCAUCAAGGGCUGCGUCGUGAACAUCCACCGGGUCCGCGAUGUGGCGCCCAAGAAAGAGAUGCUCUGUCUCAGCUUCCGUAUCCCGCCUGCGGUGGCAUAUGCCGACCCUGCAGGCGAAAGCCGUCCUGAGGAAGCAAGGUGA
Polychytrium aggregatum is the source of this 1398-nucleotide messenger RNA. RefSeq names its product guanine(37)-N1-methyltransferase. Gene Ontology annotation, biological process: tRNA N1-guanine methylation; mitochondrial tRNA methylation. The coding region runs from base 1 to 1398 and encodes 465 amino acids. The record is from RefSeq and is a predicted model, not a curated record. The transcript has 10 exons. Gene Ontology annotation, cellular component: cytoplasm; mitochondrial matrix. NCBI's taxonomy places the organism in Eukaryota, Fungi, Chytridiomycota, Chytridiomycetes, Polychytriales.